This is a messenger RNA of Prorocentrum cordatum, 929 nucleotides long. The record is from the annotation of a GenBank genome assembly. Lineage: Eukaryota; Dinophyceae; Prorocentrales; Prorocentraceae.
GGAGGAUAUCGCUCCAAGCCCCUGGCGGAUGCGCCAGCGAGGCUUCGCGGCGGCGCAUCGCGCGCUCGGCCCGGCAACCGCAGGCGAGCAGCGCCCGGAUACGCCCGACGGGACGGCGCCAGCGGUCAGCCCGAGCGGUUUGCUCGAGCGGCGCGGGUGACCUCGGACACAGGCCUUGAGCAAGACGGCCCGGCGGCCUCACGCCAGCGGGCCCACGCGGCGGUCCACCAGCGAGGCAGACCGCGUGGAGAAGAGGGCGCCUACGCGCGACACUGCGUGGGAAGCUCACGCGCGGAAUGUCGGCGCAGCUUGGAGGCCUGGAAAUGGGCCUGCGAGCAGCCGACCCGUUCUCCCGUCGCUCGGGUGAGCCAGCCGCCUGCCCGUCCACGGGCGAGGGGAGCGAGGGGUCGGGCAGGCCUCUGGGCCCGGAGGGGGUCUGUGCAUCCCCGGCCCGAGCACUCGAAAAAAGUCGCGCCGCCGGCAGGCGGCGGCAAAAGAAGACUUAAGGAAGCAGGAGGGGACCGACGAGAAACAAAAGAGGAGGGGGGACAUGGAAAAAGGAGGCCAGACAGAGAGAGAGAGAGAAGGACCCAGCGGUGCCGCCAGGGGGCGCCCCUCUGCAGGCAGCAGGCCCAGACCUCGGAAGACCCGACUCGGCCAGGCCAGCAUCUCCACCGGGCCGCUGCUCAGCGCCCCGGGGACCCGCACCCGGCCCCCUCGACGCCGAGCACGGCGAGAAGCCCUCGGCGCAGAGCCCUCGAGCCGCUGGAGGUCUGGGAGAACGAGGCACCUCUUCGGCACUGGGGUUGAGUCGGGGGGGGGGGCGGGGGCGCGCCCACCUGCCGCGCGCGCCUGCUGGCUCAGAGGGCGCCGGCGCGCUCGCUCUCUGGCGCGGCCCGGGCUCGGGGUGCCCGCGAGGGGCCCGGCCC